This is a messenger RNA of Suillus subalutaceus, 1120 nucleotides long. RefSeq lists its product as uncharacterized. The transcript is spliced from 15 exons. The record is from RefSeq and is a predicted model, not a curated record. The coding region runs from base 128 to 988 and encodes 286 amino acids. Lineage: Eukaryota; Fungi; Basidiomycota; Agaricomycetes; Boletales; Suillaceae.
UGAACACCUGGUAUCAUGAUCAUCGAUCAUCGGGUUUGGCCAGCUCCGAGUCAUCCAUAAGAGAUAACAAAGUGCAUGCUCUGGGCGCAAAACACAUCCUUCCAAGUUACCUCUCCAACGAACGCAGAUGGAGUACUCGGCUGACGAUAUCGCAGCGGCCAGGAUUCUGCAGUAUUUAGCGUACAUAUGCACGUCACUGAUUGUAUUCUGGACCUAUGAUUAUAUUUGUUCACUUCACGAUGAGUGGACAUUCCUGCUUCGGUCGCGGUGGUCCAACGUGAAAUGCCUCUAUAUCAUUGCACGAUAUAUACCCUUUUUCCUCAUCGCCGCAGACACACGUCUGACCUUGACCCCGAAUGAGAACUCCAUGGCCUGCAAGAUUCUCAUCAGUAUUUACUCAUGUUUUGCAGUGAUAUCCCUCACUUGCUCUGAAUGCUUUUUUGUGCUCAGAACAUAUGCGCUCUGGAGCAACAAUAGAAUCGUACUCGUAGCCAUGUUGUCGACCCUUUUUGCUGUCAUCGUAUCGUUCAUCGGCAUUUGGUUUAGUGCUAUUGCCAAGUCUCAAUAUUUUUCGACUAGCGCCAUCUCAGGCAUUCCAGGCAUCACAGGCUGCUACCGGACCUCGAGCAGUGUCCAAUUGUACCUGCCGUUUAUUCUCUUGUUUGUGUUUCAACUGGGACUGGUCUCCCUCACACUCAUCCGUGCAAUACGGAACUGGCGGUCGACAAGAUAUCCUCUCUAUGCUACCCUAGUGAAGCAUAAUAUAUUCUACUAUGCAUGCGGUCUGCUUUUCUCGGCCUUGAACGUCCUUGUACCAGUGAUAUUUCCCGAUUCCCCAUACCACUCCUUCCUCGAAGAUUUCGAGGUCUUUAUCCUUGCAAUCCUCGCCACGCGGAUGCACCUCCGUCUUUGGCAUAUCGACAAUACCAAGCACGACGGUGAUGCGCUCUUGUACAUUUCCAUGUCGGACAUGUCACCUGGAGCCUGAGACCGUACGGUGUGACGUCUUAUCGCGUGGCUUAUUCGGUGUUGUGAAGUUUGGACUGUGAGAUGACUGGUUUGGGUGGCUUGGCAUGAUGGAUACCUUAAUAUCGCAGAACUCGCACUAUAAAUCUGUUUG